AAUCAUGGGGAACUGGAAGAGUUGGCCUAUCUGGUUCCUGCUGUUUGCCUACAUAUUCUUUGUCAGCACACUUAUCCUGAACUUUAUCCAGCUUCUGACUCUUGUGAUAUGGCCAUUUGACAAAACCCUCUUCAGAAAAAUCAAUUACUAUUUAGCAUAUGCUUCAUGGUGUCAGUUUACAAGUGUUGGCCAGUGGUGGGCUGGUUGUGAAUGUGUGUUACACAUGGACCCAGAGGAAAGAAAACAUCUUGGUCGUGAACACAUCAUGGUCAUCAUGAACCACAAAUAUGAGAUAGACUGGUUGAUGGCAUGGAUAUUAUCAGAAAGAUUGAGAAUGCUCGGGGCGACAAAGAUCUAUGGAAAGAAAGUCCUACAGUUCAUUCCUCUGAUUGGGUGGGCGUGGUGGUUCACAGAGUCACUGUUCCUGAAGAGAGACUGGACUAAGGAUAAACAGAUAAUCCAGGAGGGAGUCCGGACAGCCAUGGAAUAUCCGGACAACUACUGGGUCACGCUGCUCCUCUUCCCAGAGGGAACAAGGUUAACACCCCAGAAACUAGAAAACAGUCAAAUUGUUGCCAAGGAAAAGGGAUACCCAAUAAUGAAACACCAUCUUCUGCCAAGACCCAAGGGUUUUGCUUACUCUAUACAGGAACUUAAAGGAAAAUUGAAUGCAGUGUAUGAUGCUACAGUGGUGUUUGAUGAAGGUUACCCCUCUCUAAUGGAUGUUUUAGAAGGGAAGAAAAUUAUGAGCAGAAUACGAGCCAGGCGACAUGAGGUAAAAGACCUACCAGACUCAGAGGAAGAACUCUCUGAUUGGCUGAGAAAUCUAUUUAAAGAAAAGGAUGAUGUUGUAGAAGAGUUUUAUACAACCAAACAGUUGGAUCGACCAGGAUUCUUAAUACCAAAACGUUAUAAUGACCUAGUUGUUCAUAUAUUUUGGAUCAUUGUGACACUUGUGCCAUUAUUCUUUUACCUAGUCAAUGUACUCUUGUAUGGAAGUCUUCUUCAUAAAGUUACUGUAGUCUUGGUAUUUGUUUCAGUAAAUUUACUCGCUAAAUUCAUGAUUGGAUUUACUCAGCUGGAGAAGGGGUCGUCUUACGGAAAACAGAUAACCAAACGGAAUAAAGAUUCAGAGAAAGAAACGUCAUAUAAUAAAGACAUUGCCAAAGAGAAAAAAGCAUCUUAAUAUUCACUCAUAUACUAUUACAAAUAUUAAUUUUUAAAUAUUCAAGCUUUUUAUGUCACUUUAUUUAUUAGGUGAAAUAACAAGUAUUUAUUGCAUUGUUCCUCUUCAUUGUGACCACUUUUUUAUUUUUUACCAAAUAUAUGUUUCUAAAUGCUAUCAACAUUGAUGUCAUGGCUAAGUAGGAUGUUUCCUUACAAAAUGUCAGUGUAUUUCAUUGUGUGUCAGUGUUUUUGUUUUCCCUCAUCAUGUGUGUCAGUGUCUUUCCCCUUAUCACCUUGAUUAAUCAAAAGUGGUGUUUUAGAUUGUUUACAAGGUUUUAUCAUUCAAAUUUAUAAUCUAAUUGAUAAUCUAUGAUGAUUUAUUUUCUAUUCCAUCAUUAAAUUCUAGGUGCAAUUAUACAGACCAAAUUAUAUUUUAGCUUCAUUUUAGGGUAGUUUUUGUACUUAAAUUUUUCUAUUUGAUUUUUGAGAGUGUACCCAUCAGAACUUUGAACAAAAACUAUUUUGUGAGUCAGAACCUGACUAAAUAUAAUCAAAGUCUUUGUAUUUUCAAGCCAUUUUCAGCUAAUACAGUACUUAUUACCAAUAAUUCACCACAAAAUCAAAGAACAAUAUUUUUUUUUAUUUAGAUCCAACAUAAAUAAGGAAUUUUACAUGAAAUGAAGAGAAACAAGAUAUACGCCAACUUUGUGAAAUAGAUGUAUGUGUAUUAGGUCAGAUGACAUGUUUCUUAAUAAUGUAUAGUUUCUCAAGUUUUUGUCAUUGAAGUAUUUCUACUAUUAGUAUAACAAGUUUCCUUCCAAAAAAGUUAAAGUUCCUUUCCAGGUAUUUGUGGAAGGUAUCGGAGGAUGGAGUUUCCUAAUAUAUAAUUUUUUUGGAAAUUAUUUUCUGAUAUCACAAUUUUUUAGUCUUUUUAAAAAAAAAGAUACUUUAAAAACAGUUAAGAAAUGGCAAGAUUACAAUCAUGAUUAUAAAUAUUUUUGUUAAAUAACGAAGAGGCACAAAAGCAGAUAAUUGAGGAACAUGUUGUCUGACCUUUAAUUUAUCAGCAUUUAAUUAAAAUAUAAGAUAUGAAUUACCAAGCUUAAUAGGUACUUUUCUUUUGAAAUAGUUUUAAUUUUAAUAUCUUGUACAAUUCUGUUUUCAUGCAUAUAGAAACAUCACGAUAUUAUUUUGUGUCCCAUUGUAAUCAAAUUACUAGACAUUUUUUUGUCAGAAAUUUAUAUAAUUUCCUGUAUGUAAAAUUUUAAAAAUGGUUUAUGAUCAAAACAACACAAAAAUAAAACUAGCUGC
Saccostrea echinata is the source of this 2478-nucleotide messenger RNA. RefSeq names its product 1-acyl-sn-glycerol-3-phosphate acyltransferase delta-like. Gene Ontology annotation, cellular component: endomembrane system. The transcript is spliced from 8 exons. Lineage: Eukaryota; Metazoa; Mollusca; Bivalvia; Ostreida; Ostreidae. The coding region runs from base 5 to 1186 and encodes 393 amino acids. Gene Ontology annotation, molecular function: 1-acylglycerol-3-phosphate O-acyltransferase activity. The record is from RefSeq and is a predicted model, not a curated record.